GCUCACGCAGGGGCGGGUCACGGCAGCGCGAAGCGGUGCUCGGCGGGAAGGGAGGUCGUGGCGGUAGCCGUGUCUGCGGGGACAACAGCAGCGGCGGCCGCAGGGACAGCAGGAGCAGCGGUGCUGUCAGUUAGGCCGUCGGAGAAAUGGGAGACCCUGGGUCGGAGAUAAUAGAAUCCGUUCCUCCAGCUGGGCCUGAGGCAACUGAGUCCACAACCGAUGAAAAUGAAGAUGACAUUCAGUUUGUUUGUGAAGGACCAUUGAGACCUGUUCUUGAAUACAUUGAUCUGGUCAGCAGUGAUGAUGAAGAGCCAAGCACCUCUCAUAGUGAUAGAAUGCCUGAGUCUAAGGUGCCAUCCUCUGAGAAUCAUCGCCCAGAAAUGUGCUCUAGCUGCAGUGUUCCUCUUCCCAUUGGAAAGAGCAACUCCUCUGGGAGUUGCACCAGCAGUCCACAAAGGAUAGUUUCUCAACCUUCUUCUGUUGAGAACCCAUUGGAGAACCAGAAAAAUGAUCAAAAUAAUUCAGAUGUUAAGAUCUCUGAGACAGAAACACUUAAGUCAUCACAAAAUUAUCAGACUCUGCCUUCAUCUCCACUUCUGGUCCCCCAAGAAUCUUUGGUCUCUUCAGAGGUCAAGGAGGAUUUAUCUCCAGAGUCUUCAUCUUCACAGCAUGGACAGGAUGCCAUCCUCUAUCUCCAGACACAAGUGGCUGAGAUGUCCCGAGUGAUACGUGAUCUUCAGUCUAGGAGUUGUUUCAGAUUUCAUCAUUCUAGGCCAAGUGAGAACUCCUCAGUACCUUGGGACAUCACCUCCAAGGAAGAAAACUUAUCCACAGUUGAAGAAGAGGCUGACUGCAAGUCCCCUUCAGCUGAUGACAAAGGGCAGCCAGCUGACCCCAGUCAGACUAGUUUCACAGGCCUUUUGAAGAGAAUGGAACAGAGAGGUGUUAUAAAGAGAGUAACAUUACAGUCUGAAGGAGAAUCAUGUGACGGAAAACCUGAUUAUGUGACCUCUAAAAAACGUUUGGUUCCUCCAUUGCAUCCUCUUCUAAGAAUUGCUACCACUGAGGUUUUUAAAGACCCAGCUGAUUGCCAUCCUUCUUCUUUCAUGGGACACAGGGUAUAUCCUGUGGCCAAGGAUACCUCUCCUUUCCAACCAAAUCCUCCAGCUGAGGGCCCCAUUGUAGAAGCUUUAGAGCAUAGCAAAAGAGGAAGCACAGCAUCUCCUCUAGAUUCUACCUCAAAAGAAAUGGAGGUCAUGGGUUGUAGAUUCUACCAUGCUGCUUCCAUUGCAGCCCGAGCUGCUAGCUACAUGGCCUAUAUGACUCAAUAUCAGCGUAAACUCUGGGAAGACAUGGAGGACCUGGUCCACGACCCAGAAUUUGAUCGUGGAAAAGCAAGAUGUAUAAUAUCUGAUGGUAUGGAUGCAGGCCUUUGGCAGCUUUGUACUACUAGGGACAUAAUGGACUCUGUAGUCAGAGUUAUGGCAAUGGCAGUAGACUACAGAAGGCAAGCCUGGCUCCGACUUACAUCUCUCACUAAGAAAACCCAGGAGAAGAUCUCACACUUGCCUUUUGAUGGCACUUCCCUCUUUGGACAAGAUGUGAAUGCUGUUGUUGCAGAAGAAAACAGUAUAAAAGAAAAUGACUAUAAAGACCACAGCAAAUACUAUAACCAACAUCGAUAUUUUUAUAGUCAUGAUCAGAAAGUACAUUAUCACAACAGAGGGUACUCCAAAGGGGAUUGGUACAAACCCCGAAAUCACCCCUAUAGAUACAGAAAAAAAGGGGAAUCUCCAGAACGCCAUGGGUACAAGAAUUAGUAGCCUGAAUUUCAGCAGUAUAGCCAUCCAGCAUCCUAAGUAUUUAUUUGGUCUUCCUGACUUACACAGGAUUUACAGGUAGGAGGUCACCUCCAAAACUGAAUGAAUGUCUAGAAUUACCACAGCUGAUGUUUAAAUUCUAGACUUUUGGAAUGAAGUAUAUAAUAAAGAUAAUCAUCUUUUAUUGGCCAAAUGAGCAGCAGAGACUUUUCAUCUGAGUAGGGCUGGACAGAGAUUUACCCAUUACUUCUGGUUCAAAGUAAGCCCAGAGGAAGAUACUCAGGAAUUUGAAUCCUCUUGUGAUUAAAGAAGAAUAUAAAGAUUGUUCCUCAGGAAAAUCUUGCUGGUAAACUGAGGACUAGCAGAUUUUGGGCCUGGAAAUAACCUACUACUUACUAGGUCUCUGUUUAACACAGAGGCAAAUCUUUUGUCUUUAGGUCAUCAGUACUUCCUUGUUCUGGCUUCAUUGGUCAGAUCUUCACAAAAUGACAAAUCUGUUAUAAUCUGUCUAUAUCAGGAUGAUCAACUCACUGGGGGUCCAUACUACUCUCAAGCUCUAUGAGACUUCAAAAUCAACCAUGAAGCUGUAUAUCUAGAACUGGAAUUGAAAUUUUGCCAAAUCCAAUUUGCUUCUAGUGAGAUGACUAGACGUCACAGGUCUACUGUCGGCACCAGCUGGAAAGAUACUUUUCUACCUGUAACAUCUCUGUAAAAAUUUCACAGUAACUAUCUUCAUUGAGACUGAUGGCUAUCGUGCCAUCACCACUUCAAGUUACGUAUGAGGGAAUUUUUUGCUGUUAUCACUCAUAAGUCUUUGACCUAUCAAGCUCUCAUAUCAAACUGUGAGACCCAGUAAUGGAGUUCUGUCAGGAUAAUCUGGACCUUUCACCAAGAUGACCUUCUAAAACAAACCCACCUUCUAAACACUUAACUUUUUCCGAGCUUGAUAAUUCGUCACACUAUAAAUACAAAAAAGAUAAUACACCAAAAUAUACAUUGGUGCCCUGGAAAUAAAGGAUAUUACUCAUACCAUCCAGGCAUGCAAAUCUGAACUCUUAAAAGAGCAAGAAUUCCAAACAUGCCUGACAAUCCAGUCCUCUUACUAUAAUAAAGAGGGAUGCCAUCAAUCCAUGUUACUGAGAAAUCCUUAAGACUUAGAGUGUAACUGUGGAUGCAGUAAAGAGAAUAUCACGCACUUCUGGUUCUGGAUAUCUAUUUAAAUGAUGAUAUCCAUUAACGAUAUCUUAAAAUCUGAAAUCAAGACUUCAGAGACAUAUCUUGGUUUAUUGGUUCCUUAAUCUAGUCAGACUCUUACAAUGAGAGAUGACUGACUUUUUUGCUCCCAAUUGGUUCAAUUAAGAUUUCUCUACCAUCCUGGAACUAGCAGCAGAUACCUCAAUUAUAUGUCCCACAAUGCUCUUUUUAAUUUCAAGACAGUGGCUGUACUGUAUAUGAGCCCUUGUCUUCGUAGCAUGACUUCAGGAAUGGAGACACUUGUCAAGUUUGUGGGAUCUAGAUACAUGGCCUACUAUUAUUCACUUGCCAGUCAAAAAAAUUUCUUUUAUCAGACUUAUAAUUUUGUAACUUCUUUGUCAAACAUCUACAUUUUCUCAUCUGCUUGAUCCAAGUAUUUUGGGUAUACUGUUAAUGGAAUGUAACUGUUCUAGGAUUCACGUGGUUUCUAAUUUCUUGGUAUAGUUCUUGCACAGUGGUGAUUGACAGUUUUUCUCGUGCCCCACUUUUCAGUAGUUUAUUGGAGUUUCAUUCUUCCCCAUCAUAACCAUAUUCAGAAACAUAUUUGUGCUGUAGAGGUUAAAGUGGCAAAUAUCCCUACUUGGAAUGAGUUAUUUUGUUAGAUACUUUGAGGAUACUGUAUUGGUCCAGUUUGUAGAUUAAGCUACAGUCUUUGAUAGAGAUCAUCUUGCAAAGUAGGUUAAGUCAUACCUACAGUUAACAUUUAUCUUUAUUUUUUCUAUAUUUCUACAGUCAUCUACUCUUUUAGGUCCAUGCCAGUGCUAUAGGAACUGUCUUUCAAAUUGAACUCUAGAAGAGCAUUGAUUAUCUUCCUGUAAAGAAACAAGGGCCUACGAAAUCAUAAAAAGAUUUUUAUAGUACAUGAUUUCUACUAUACCAGUUGAGUAGUCUCAUGUGCCAUUGACGUGGGACUAUAGUUUAUUCUGUGAAAGAACUAGUCACUGGAAGAGAAAGAGACCUUGAAACUUCUAUAUGGCUGUACAUGCAUAUUAAAUUAGCUGAGGCUACUUCAAACUGCUCCUGCUUUUCCAUUGCUCUCCUUCCCUGAAUUAAAUACUGGGUCACAAACUUGAUGGUCUUUGAGGUACUCUGAUUUUCCAGAAACCAAACCAAAAAAAAACGAUGCUUGAAGGUAUGAUUCUCUGAAAUUGCUUUGGCACUUCUGCUUAAUAUGCUCCUCCUUUGUAAUUUUUGUAUUUUUUUUUUGUGGUUUAGAAAAAGACAAUAUAAAAUUUACCACCUUAACCAUUUUCAAGUGUACAGUUCAAUAGUGUUAACUAUAUUUACAUUGUUUUGUAGCUCCUCCUUUCUUAAAUAUUUCUAAAACAGCAUUGCUAUUCUCUUCCUCUUGUGUUAUGUUGCUCAGUAACAAAGCUGAAAAAACAUUGCUUUAUCACUUCCUAAUUGAUAUGUCCAACCUUCUCCAGAGAAUUUUCCUAAAAGUAAAGAGGUAUUGGGAAAUUAUUGAAUUGAUCAAGUAGCUCACUUCUGAAGGCAUUUGACAACUGAAUGGGGAUAGGGACAAAAUACUACGGAGUUGGGACUGUUUUUAGCUAUAGAGUAGCUUCUGUCCUGAUGACAGAAGAAACAAUAUCCUUAACCUGUUUGGUUUUUACUAUUUUAAAGUUUUUCUCUGACAUACUUGAAUUAUAAUGGUGUUAUAAAACUAAAAACGAGGACUUUGUCUAGGGACACAACCCCAAUAGCAUAUGGAACUCAUAAUUAGUCAGAUAAUAAGUUUUCAUAUUGUGCCUGCCAUGUGCAGAGCCUGUGACAAAAUUCUCCAUUAGGCCAACCUUGUAUGUUUUAAUACGUACAGGUUUUCUAGGAGGCCUUGCAAUAAUUGCAAGUUUAAAGAUUUGGUAUUCUCAAAAGGGAUGUGUCUAAUAAUACUUUUUCUUAAAAAUGUUAUUUCUUGACUAGACAAAAUGUAGGUGGAGACAAUAUGAUUUCUUGUAGUUACUAUGUACAGAGAAAUACUAUUUCCAUUGUUACAUGAAGUGCCUUUUUAAAUUUCACACUCUUGUUUAAAAGUUAACAUUUUGAUGUUUUGCAUAUGUUGCUGGUGAUAUGUGAAUUUUGUACAGUGAUUUUUAAUCUUGUAGUUUAUUCAUUUGUACAAUUAAUUGCACUAUCUAAAUGUACUCUCCUUCUGAAUGUUUGUUUUCUUUAUAGCACUGUUAAUCCAUUUCAGAAGGUUGUAGAGUAUGUCCCUCCUUUAUUUAAAUAACUUCACAGUAGUAAAUGUUAGUAAUAAUAGUGAUUGGCUCAAUUUUGGGGGCAUUGAGGCAGCUUUUGCUUUUAUCUGUAGAUUCUAGGCUUUUGACUGAGUCAUUUGUCUCAUAUGUAGCCAUAGUAGCAUAAGUUAUAUUUGAUAAGUGGAUGUGCUUAGUUGGUAAGAAGAAACAAGGACAUUAGGGAAAAGCAGUAAAUUUGCUGAUACUUUAUCUUACUUUUUUUUAAGACUGUGUAACCACUUCCUUAUCAUUGUAACUGCACUUAAACUUUUUAAAAUUGUGUGACAGCUCCUUUAUUGAUAUAAUUCCAGUAUUAGCCCUUAAAAUGACAUUUGAGGGGAGCAUAAACUCUUUCAGGCUACUUGGAUACUAAUUAGUAUAUUAUAUUAGUACUGUACUGAUAAUUUACUGAAUGAUACCUGACCAUAUUGAUAAUGUCCUUAAGGUUCCAGUACAUCCAGGAUAACCUUUUAAUUACUAUGAAGAAGGAGGUUGGAAUAGACACAAUCCAGAAUCGCUUCUGGCUAUAAUAUUGGACUCAGUUAAAGGCCACAUUAGUAUUCUUGAAGAUAUAAUUAAUUGACUCGUUCUAAUGAUACUAGAAAUUAUGGAUUAGGUCUUUGUAAAAAGAGUUUUAAAGAUUACAGUAACAAAACUUUUUUAAAGAUGUGAGGCAUAUUAUGUCUGUGACUUGCACUGUUUAGGUUUCCUGAUCUUUUGAAAUUGAUGAUUUUUUAUUCAAUGUUAGUGGCUAGUCCAAUCAAUUGUCAUAACUGUAUACAUUUUUUUGUAUAUUAUUCAGUUGGCCAGAUCACUUCUGCAUAGUUUUUCAUUAGUGGAUACACAAACCAACCAGUUUUUCAUUUUUCACUUAAGAAAAUGUACAGGUGGAAGCUAACAGUAAACUGAUGAUGAUCAUGGCAUUGGAUACAAAUCUUUCAGUUAUUUUUUCAGAUAGACUGAAUUUUGUAAGCCAUUAAAAUACCCUUUUAUGGAAUUUCCCUUCCUGGUGAAUGAUGAGAAUAUUGUUUUAUUAAAUCUUUUUUCUCUUAUAGAUUAGUGGGAUGAUAUUUUUGUAUAACUUUGUCUUUUCAUUUGCUUGACUUUAUACAAUGAGAACUUUUUAAUAGUAGUGUUUGGUACCAUUGAGAUAUCUUAUUACUGGAAAUUAUGUUUGCUUCCAGUUGGAUAUAUCUGGAAGUAAUCAUAGUUCAACUAUGUCCUUUCGGUGUUAGCACAUUGGUCCAUUCUUCAUAUUGUUCUUUUCUUCCUUUUUAUAAAACAUCUCUUUCUAGAAGGAUGUCUGAUCUUGCUUUAAUCUCUUUGAUGUAGAUUAAAUUUUCCAUUCUGCCAGUAUAAGCUAGCCAGAAUUUUGAUGUGGCUUUGUAUUUGUAUAUUUAAAUACGAUGCCUUCAGCAUUAUUAUAGGAGAUUUUCUAGUUUUCUCUUAUAAUGUCCUUAAAAAAAAAGUGCCCAAUCCAGUCUCAACCUACCCCCUAGCUAUUGAAUUUUCAUCAGUCUUUAAUGCUUUCUUGUUUAAUGAUAGUAUUAUUUUCUCAUUUUUACAUAUUUUUCACACAAAUGUAUUAUUACAUAUAGUUUAUGGUCAAUUGCAUCUUUUCUCUGUAUAAAGAUUUUAGGCUCUUCACCAUGAAUUUAUAGUACAGCUUGAGAUAUACUGUAUCUUAAAGUUAGCCAAGUUUUCCGUGGGUUGUAAGGGCCUUACUGGUUUUGUUGAGUAACUGUCUAUUUCAAAUGCUCUAUUAGAUUUUCUCAUGCAUUGUUAAGAAUUCAUAAGAGUUCUCAGGUUAUCUGUACUUUUAGGACUUUGGAGCUCUCUCAAGUUACAUUGACUUUUCAAAUAUUCCUGAGUGUAUUCCUUAGUAGAAGGUGAAGGUAAAUGUUUUAUAACUGGUGAUAAUUUUUAGAGUUCUCCUUUGACUUUAAAUACUUCAAGUGUUACUAUGAGUUGUGUUAGUUGUCCCUUUAUAAGACUAACUUUCAUAUGCUGUUUUUCCUCAGGAGCUGUUAUACGCUUUCUGUUUUUUUUUCCAUAACCCAUAAGAAUGGUUCUAUCACAGCGUUCAAUUUUAAGGGCUACAAUUAGAUCUCUUGUUAACUCCUAUUUGUAUCUAUUAUGGCUGUGUUUCAUGAAUUAUAAUGUAGUAUAAUGUGCUAAAAUAACUACCAGUCAUGUGGCCUCUUUAUACCACUUUUAGUUAUUGAAGCAACAAUAAUGUAAAUGAUGGGGGAAAACAUUUUUUGAUUCA
Molecule: messenger RNA, 7580 nt
Organism: Phyllostomus hastatus (greater spear-nosed bat)
Lineage: Eukaryota; Metazoa; Chordata; Mammalia; Chiroptera; Phyllostomidae
Gene: ZNF451
Product: zinc finger protein 451
Exons: 4
Coding region: 147-1820 (557 amino acids)
Biological process (GO): regulation of transcription by RNA polymerase II
Cellular component (GO): nucleus
Molecular function (GO): DNA-binding transcription factor activity, RNA polymerase II-specific; sequence-specific DNA binding
Source: RefSeq, a predicted model, not a curated record